AUGCCCGAAGGGGAGCUAUGGUCUACGUUAGUCACUGCCAUCGAUCCCGAACAUAUCAGGGCCAUGCCUGCCAUUCUUUUGCCCACUAUCGAACUUCUGGAGACGGAACUGGCCAAUGCUAGAGCUGCACUUCAGGAACUCCAGCCCAAUGCUGCCCCCAUGUUUUCGCGAAGAGAUGAACUCGCUCUAGGUGCCGUGACCGCCUAUCGCCAAAACCUCAUAGGCCGCGCCUCUGAUUUCUUUUACGGUACUAGCCGCUUGACCUCGAAAGAAUUGGGGCUUGUGCCAGUGGUCCACGAAGUUCUACCAGAUGAUGAGGACAGCUGCGAGGUGAAGGGGGAAGACACCGCGAAAGCCCAACCCAUAGCCACUGUACUGCGUAAGCGGGCUUCUCUCAUCGAUGUCCUCUCGAACAACUUGAUCCUCGACCACAUGGCCCCAUAUCUUUCGGUUCCAGCCUUGUUUGCUGUGGCGUCGACCUCGCGCGUCCUCAGGUCUUUGAUCCUGGACACACCGUACGUUUUCCGACAUCUAGACCUGACCCAGUGUCGUGGCGCCCAUAUUGCUUGUGGAUUGUCAGAGCACCCCGAAGGCCAGGGCACAGGGAUCGAUCAGCUGAAUGAUGCACUCACAGCGGAUGACUUAUAUGCGGCGCCUUUACGAGGCAUAUUUGCCCAGCUUGAACAAAAAUCGCUUUUGCAAGAUGUGCGGACCCUGAUAUUGGACGGGUUGUCCGUGCCGGCCGAAUUCAUUGCCGACAUAAUCUUGACAGAUCGUUUUAACAUCAAUAUCUUGUCGAUAAGAGAGUGCCGGCAUUUGGACGAGCGUAAGCUGAUGCAGGUGCUGAAUCAUGCGGUCCGACCUACACGACCGAAGGGAACUCCGCGUUUGAAGGGGAUAUACCAUUUCAUGCCGAUACCUCAAGCGCAGGGCAUAGUUCGCCGCAAAUAUCGUGACUGGUGGAGUACAAGAUUUUCUGGUCAAGACUCAAGCGAGACUUCCACACCUGGAGAGGGUACAAUCCCAUGUGGCCAAACGACGAGUGAUUCAUGUGUUCAGGAUUCCUGGUAUUAUCCGGCGGGAAAGAUAUACAAGCGAAUAAUAGACGACAAGUGGGCUGAAACAAUUCAAAAGUGCGAGGGUAUCAUUGCCUUUGACGCUGUGUUGUGCCGGGGUCGGCGGCACAAUGCUGACUUCCAUGCUACGAUACCGCAGAAUGGCGAGAACUCCCUGCCAGAGAGGCGAUUGCUUGGACCGGCAAUCGCCACAGUUGCUCUUGGUCCCGGAGGUUGCGAUGGGUGCCAUUCAGCACCAGAAGGCCCAGCGUUGUGGGGUGAAUCCCCCGAGGAGCGAUUCCCUCUACUUGUACCACCUCCACUGCAUUCCUCUACACUAGCAGAAGCGAGGCGUCCUGCGCUUGUUCCUCACAAAGGAGCAGUGUUAAUAGCCCGAUGUACAGAAUGCCUGACCGACCGCUGGUGCCACCGUUGUAAUAAAUGGUUUUGCGCCGAUUGUCUGCCACAUCCAGAGCGCGUAAGAAGCCACCUAACCCCACACCAGACGGCUAACAGGGGACGUCGAGGGGAUGGCUUGAAUAUUGGUGGGCCUGGCGUGAGCAAGGACUGUUGGGAAUGUGGUCCAACGUGCGUUAUGUGCAAGGCUGAGUGCCAACGGACAUGCAACACCUGCCGAGGAAAUUACUGCGUUGAACACAAUGAAGGGUGCUCAUCAACACUGUGCGACUGGUGCAACACCAGUACGCGGCAUCGGGUUAGAGAAAUGUACUGAUCGUAAUUCAUUUGGCGCUUGGACUGUGCCAUCUUAUUUUCCAUUCAGCAAAGCGAGCGUACUUUGUCAGCUUGGGGAACAGCUUAUUAGUGGGAGCAAAUGGCAUCGAAGGCGACUUCACUCUUAGCUGGUUUAACUGAAGUAAACGGGAUGACAAAUCCCUGGCUGCUUUCCAGAAGGCCCGCGGCGCUUCGGUUCC
Messenger RNA from Aspergillus homomorphus CBS 101889, 1987 nucleotides. RefSeq lists its product as uncharacterized. The transcript is spliced from 3 exons. Bases 1 to 1788 code for a protein of 595 amino acids. The record is from RefSeq and is a predicted model, not a curated record. Lineage: Eukaryota; Fungi; Ascomycota; Eurotiomycetes; Eurotiales; Aspergillaceae.